GCAGAUAUCGGGAGUUGGCAAUAUGCCAUUCGAUUUCGAGACUUUAAGCGAAACGGUCGUGUUUUUGCGCGUGUGUGCGGGUGGCGGACGCGCGUGCCAAUCGGAAAAGGCCUUUAAAUCAAAUGAGUGGCUCGCCAAAGGAGCGCAUCAAGAAAACGGUCAGCAAAGCAAAGCAACGCAAAGCGAAGCGACAGCAACAGCAACAGCAACAACAAACAGAAACAGCAGAAAUAACAGCGCGAUUUCUUUUCGUUUCGCCCAAAAGAGCAGGCAAAAAAAAUCAACAAAAUACGAAACACAAAGCCAAAUCAAAAGAAAUCAAAUUUCAAAUUCGUGCGGCCACCAGCAAUAUCGAAAUAAAGAAAUUAUCUAAAUCAUCAUCGACAUCAUCAUCAGCAGCACAAAAAUCGAAAAUUGCCUCGCUGUGUGUGUGAUAAAAUAGCAAAAUAAAAUAGCUACAACAUGCGUUUUGAGCCUCUGGGCCAGAAAAUGUUCACACGCCGCAACUGGUUGCUGCGCUGCAGCAUCCUAAUCAAUGUGGCGGUGAUCCUGUACAUCGGCAGUCAGCUGAUGAUCGGCGGCGGCAACAACUUCUCCAAUGGCGGUGGCUUCCUGCUGCAGGAGCAGCAACAGGUGUCGGUGCUGCAAGUCGGCUCCGCCUCAUCAGCUGCUCAGGUGCAGCAGCAGCAACAGCCGCCCACUCCCAAGAACCAGAACCAGGUGGUCGAGAUCUUCGAGUCCGAAGAGAAGCAGCUGGUCAAUGCCAACGCAGAUCCUCCAGCACCAGCGGCUCAGGUGGCUGAAGGCGCUGCUGGAGCUCCGCAGUUGGCGAACGACAGUGGUGCCGGUGCGGCUGGUCUGGGCGAUCCCGCCCAGGUGAUCGGAAACAUUGGACCCGGCGGUGUCGCCUUGAGCGGAAAUGCCGAGGUGAACAACAGCCAAUCGGACGGCGGCUACAUAGUCACAGGCGACGAGAAGGAGCUGGAGGAGCGGGUACGAUCGCUGAUCAACUGCUUCGACCACGACUACCACCAACAGACCCUGCAGCGCGGCGACUUCUGGGUGCUGCAGAACUACGUGCGGGCGGAGCACGGCGACAUCAAGUGCCACGAGUCGAUCACCUACACCACGCACGCGGACUACACGUUCCUGGACAACCUGGUGCCGCUGCUGGAGCGCUGGAACGCCCCGGUGAGCAUCGCAAUGCACGCGCCCGGCACAGACUUCCAGCCCACGCUGGACUCGAUCCGGUAUCUGCGGGAAUGUCUGCCCGGCAGCCACCUGGUGCGCGCCUAUACCACCUUCCACAUCUACUUCGGCACCAAGCACAUCCCCAAGUCUGUGCCCAAGCCUCACGAGGUCUUCAAGACGGGAUACAACUGCACACUUCCAGCUCCGUACUUCAACGUCAGCUCUGGUCACCUGUACAAGGCGCAGAAGAAGCUGCUGUAUCCGGUGAAUGUGGGGCGUAAUAUUGCCCGCGACUCGGCACUCACCCACUUCAUCCUGGCUUCGGACAUCGAGCUGUAUCCGAACCCGGGUCUGGUCAAGAAAUUCCUCGAGAUGAUUGCCCGCAACGAGCAGUACUUGAGACGCAAAGCACCCAGAGUAUUUCCAUUGGCCAUCUUCGAGGUAGAGGAGAACUCCCCGGUGCCUCACGACAAGACAGAGCUGCAGGAGUUCCUUCGCACGGGCAAAGCCAUACCCUUCCACAAACGGGUGUGCGCCAGCUGCCACGGGGUGCCCAAGUCCAAGGAGUGGAUGUCCGCCAACGAGACGGAUGAACUAAGUGUAUUCCACAUAGGAAAACGAACGGGUUACUAUGUGCACUGGGAGCCCAUCUAUAUUGGAACUCAUGCCGAUCCCCAUUACGAUGAACGGCUCAGCUGGGAGGGUAAAAGCGACAAGAUGCCUCAGGGCUAUGCGCUUUGUGUGAUGGACUACGAGUUCCACAUACUGGACAACGCAUUCCUGGUGCACAAGCCGGGCAUCAAGGUGCUGAAGAAGGACAACCGACGGGCGAUGCUGUCCGGCAAGACGAACCAGCUGAUACGGAAGAUCAUCUAUCCGGAACUGAAAAUAAUGUAUGGCAUGCGCAAGGGAUGUGCGAUAUAGUAACUAAUCCUGAAACCGAGCUGAGGUCAGUCCCGAUUGAACGGGAAGGAGGAAAAGGCGAAAAGACUACAACCAACUUCACUAUUACUAUUUGCAAUGCUAUAGAUCGGUUGUGUCGACUACCGGUUCCCAUUCCCUCUAUAGCAUUGAAUGCGCACUUCAAGUGCGUGUUUUACAAUUAGCUAGAGACUUAGCCCUAGAACUAUAGAGCAUUACGUAGUUAGGCUUAGCUAUAGGUCAGGACGUGUAACGCCAUGGGGGCCUAUUGGGUUUUACCGCGUUCUUGGUUAUCUUUUUCUACUCUGCAAAGCCUUGAGAGCAUGGCUUACAUAGACUUAACGUAGUUAAAUGUGGCUUUUAGGUAUCAUGGUGUAUUCCAUUUAGCUGGCCAUUCUUAAGUUGGAAAUAGCCGCCAAAUAAGCAGACGGCCCUUUUGAUAGAGCAUGCUUAAGAAUCUACGCCUACAAUUGAUCCACUUCCAUGGAAUUUCUGUAAAUAAUAACACACUUGGACCAAUCCUCCCUUCUGCUCUCUGGACAUAAGCCGCCAGAGACUUGAGUUAUGGGGUGUCCACCACUCAUAGGCAGUCAUUAUCAGUUACUUUUAGUCUAGGCCAUAAACUUAAGUGUAACGUUAUUUAGUUGAAUUUUCAAUAUACAUUCAUUAACGAGUUAAAGAUAGUUUUAUCGGAUUUCCUUUUUAAAAUACUCAAGCGAGUAAUUGAGAGCAACAUUAUUUUUGUAUACCGGGCCGAGAUUCCUAAACAUCAGCAGAAGAAGCAGUCUUACCACUUUUGUGUUUCUAUCUUUCCGCAGUAAAGGCAUAGAUUAAACAAUGUUUUUUGGGCAAUGUAGACUUACUGCAAAGACCAAAACGUAGAUUAUACCGGGCCAAAACAAUUCCAACGUUAAAUAUUUGACUUGAUUAGCAGAGUAGGAAUCAUUGAAUUGAAACGUAUUAAAUAGACUUUGAGAGUUAAAGCGUAAUAGUACUAAUGAUAAAGACAAGUUUCAACAAAACACAAUUACUAUUAAAAUUUAUACAAGAAACACACACAUUGAGAAUUGAUUUGUUUACUUACCGCACUGAAAGGUAGGCUGAGCAGUUAAUGCAAUUGAAAAUUACAUUUCAAUAAGCAUAAAUGCGAACCGUGAUAUUUGUACUAGUAAAGCGAUUUCGAGAUGUUAAACCUAUUUGAUAAGAAAUGAGGGAACGAUCAAAAAAGAAUGAUCAGAGGCCCAUAUGCAUUAAACUUAACCUAAAUUUAGUUUUGUAUUAAUGUUUUUAAUUAGUGUUGAACAUUAAGUCAAACUUGUGCACAUAUAAAUGUUUAAAACAACAUGUCGAAAUCGAAUCCACGAUUAGAUUUCGAGUGAAAUGCUGAAGGUUUUUGUUGCGUAGGCCUUAACACAAUAAAGAUUUGUAAGUUUAGAAAAGAUUA
Molecule: messenger RNA, 3556 nt
Organism: Drosophila santomea
Lineage: Eukaryota; Metazoa; Arthropoda; Insecta; Diptera; Drosophilidae
Product: beta-1,4-glucuronyltransferase 1
Exons: 8
Coding region: 463-2115 (550 amino acids)
Source: RefSeq, a predicted model, not a curated record